ACUGGGGCAGCUUCUGAACACAGGCUGGGCCUGCUCAUGCUCAGCCUGCCGAGUGGCCGCCUCCUUCAGAGUGUGUCAGCACCCCCGGGGAUCAGGGGCGAUAUUCUCCCGCCGAUUUGUGCAACAGAGGAGAGAGAUGCCUCAGGAACAGUACACACACCACCGGAGCGCCAUGACCAGCUCUGAGGGGCCACAAGUAUACAAAGUGGGGAUUUAUGGCUGGCGAAAAAGAUGCUUGUAUUUCUUUGUCCUACUCCUCAUGAUUUUAAUACUGGUGAACUUGGCCAUGACCAUCUGGAUUCUCAAAGUCAUGAACUUCACAAUUGAUGGAAUGGGAAACUUGAGGAUCACAGAAAAAGGUCUAAAACUAGAAGGAGAUUCAGAAUUCUUACAACCUCUCUACGCCAAAGAAAUCCAGUCUCGACCAGGUAAUGCCCUAUACUUCAAAUCUGCCAGAAAUGUUACAGUGAACAUUCUCAAUGACCAGACUAAAGUGCUAACUCAGCUAAUAACAGGUCCAAAAGCAGUAGAGGCUUAUGGCAAAAAGUUUGAGGUAAAAACCGUUUCUGGAAAAUUGCUCUUCUCUGCAGAUGAUAAUGAAGUAGUAGUAGGAGCUGAAAGAUUGCGAGUUUUAGGAGCGGAGGGCACAGUGUUCCCUAAAUCUAUAGAAACACCUAAUGUCAGGGCAGACCCCUUCAAGGAACUAAGGUUGGAAUCCCCGACCCGGUCUCUGGUAAUGGAGGCCCCAAAAGGAGUCGAAAUCAAUGCAGAAGCUGGCAACAUGGAAGCCACCUGCAGAACAGAGCUGAGACUGGAAUCCAAAGAUGGAGAGAUUAAGUUAGAUGCUGCAAAAAUCAGACUACCUAGACUGCCUCAUGGAUCCUACACACCCGCAGGAACAAGGCAGAAGGUCUUCGAGAUCUGCGUCUGCGCCAAUGGGAGAUUAUUCCUGUCCCAGGCAGGAACUGGGUCCACCUGUCAGAUAAACACAAGUGUCUGCCUUUGAAAGACUAUCCAUAGUGGACAUUGUUGGCAGCAUAAAGGCCUUUUUUGGCUUUAGACACUGACUGCCAGCUAUUUUUACUAGAACACAGAAAGCCUAUCAAAGACCUUUUGUGUGUGUGUGUGUGUGUGUGUGCGCGCGCGUGCGUGUGUGUAUGUUUGAGUGUGUUUGUGUGUGGGGGUGGAUAUAAAUAUAUAUAAAUAUAUAUAAAUAAAUAUAUAUAUAUCCUCUGUAUAAAAUGAGGUUUCAGUACAAAAGGAACCAUGGGUGACCCUGUGAUAUCCACUGUCAUUUUCCAUCCCAUCCCUACCACCCAAGUGACAAAAAUCUAAACACUAAUUCAGGCCCAACAUUCCCCAGGCUGUUCAGAUUCACACAGUGUUUUGGACACUGACAGAAUGUUCACCCACAUGUUCAGCUAAUAGUGUAUCUUCCCCUUUUGUGUCAAUAGGAGGGAGUGAUGGCGGGAAUCUCCAAGUCACACUCAAGCUCUCAGAACCUUGUAUCAAAACAGAGGUUUGGUUUUCUUUUUUAGCACUUACAAGGCUGGCCAACUUCCCUCUCUUUAAGUGAGGGAAGGGGUAGCUUCAUACAAGUCAGUGCAAGAACUCAAAAGGGCUGCCCUCCCUUUGUAGCCAAACAUAUCAGGGCUUUUGUACUUGGAGGAGGAUGAAUUUCAACAACUUUGGAACUGCUCACAAACUUCUGCUAUCUUGCUUUCCCACAGUCAAAUUAGGAGCUGUAAAUUAGCGCAAAAUAAGAUAACAGCUGCUCCUCUGUUGGCUGGAAGCUACUCAGUGGCCUGACAGGCAAAGAAUAAAUGGGUGAUACUAUAUGUACAUCCCUGUUUAAAUGAAAAGCAGCUCACAAGCUGUUAUGUUUUCCUUCUGACUUUAUCCAACAAAUCCCAACCCCAAAUGAUCAGGUCAAUCAAAAAUGUCUAACAGCAGAAGUCCUACCCCAAGAGAAGCCAUUUCAAGAUGGAAGUUGAAUUAAGAACAGCAUGUGGAACCCACAUUUUACAGUUCUUGGGAAUGGCAGGUAAUGUGGAGACAUGCUUUUGAUUUUUAAAAGCAUGCACAAACAUUCUAGCUUUGAUCUUCUUGUAUGUUUUAUCAGUGCUAGGGCUUCACAUUCUUAAAUCUACUGUUUUCUCCAGGAAUCAUAGAUCCAAAAUACUACAUGUUGCCAGAAUUGCUCACUGAACAUUAACGCAGAAUGAGUCAAGUGUCUUUAUCAGAAUUACUGUGUGCCCUGGGGCCCAGCGUCACCCACUGCCUCAUAUGUGGGAGCAGUACUCUAAUUCCCGCCAUCAGCUACCUCUCCUCAACCUACCUUCAUCAUCAUGCUCCAGGGUCACCCUGGCCGGCUCUUGUGCUGGGACAGGGGAUUACAACAUCUCUGUUCAAAGAGGGGGAAAUGUGCCUAUGCCUUAAGUCAAUGCACUCAGCAAGGAGAAGCACAUCUUAUUUAUCUUGUUACCUGUAGUUUAUUUUGGGUGAUUGGUGGGGAAUGGUUUAGUCAUGACUGGGCAUCUUUUUUUUUUUUUUUUAACUAUUUGCAAGUUUUUAUUUUCCUGCCAAACAAAUGAACAUCACAUACCACUUACAUUAUUUCAGAAGGCCAAAAUUAGGGGGUAAAAAUAUCUUAGGCUUGACGAUGCCUACGUAUGCUUCCUGUUUGGCCCUUCCUGGGCAUCUUAAGAGCUGACAGACAAACCAAGUAGCUGACAGAUGUGGACUCUAAGAAGCCCAGCAUGGAGAUGUUGCUGUCUUGGAGUCUGAGAUUGCCAUUUGGAGAGCCCCACAAUCAAAUGAAGUGAUAUUUAUAGGCCUGAGUGGUGUCUGUUGAUUUUGUUUCUUGUUUUUUGUUUCUCUCAAUGAGAUUCUAAUGUUUCUUACUUCACAAGAAGGGAAAGUUUUGUCAUAGGAAAUGAAUGAGAGAUUUGAUGGUUUUUAGAUGACAUUCAAACAUCAGGCUGAGGCUUGCACACUGUGUGUCGCCUGGCCACUAAGAAGGGAGAAAUGGGCAGGCCUGGCCUGGCCUGGCCACCAAUGCUGUUGCCAGGCUCACUCCAGGCAGAAAUCCCCACACAGAAGGACAAGACCAUAGGAUUGGUUAGUUUACAGCACUAGGGUCUAAAAAAUGAAAACCAUAAAAGAUAUCAGAUUACUUUAUAAAAGUAUUAUUAAUACCCUGUAGGCCCAUGCUGCCAGAACCUACGUAUUAUCACAUACAGGGUUUUUACAAGACAGAAAAGGCCCUUCUUGGCUACUGGGAGGACCUGCCCCAUGUCAUUUAGGUAAACAAUAUUAGCUAUAAGGUCUUUUGUGAGUAACUACCUAAAGGUAGUUCUUUUUUUUUCUUUAUUUUCAAAGUAGAAAGACCAUUUUUGCACUUCAACACAAUCUAUGGGUGACGAGAAAGCAAAAGGUCCCCAGAACCUCUUUCCUCUCAUUUUUUUCUAUCAUCACAUGAAAGACCAUGAUCAGCAUCUUGGAACUUUUAUGUUAAUUUAAAAAAAACAUGCAAAAUUUGAUCCUAGAGGUAAUCAGAUAACAAAAAAGAAGAAAAAUAAUAAUAGCAAUCAAGAAUAUAAACCAAGGACCUAUUGGGAAUAGCCAUGAUAUAAAAUUCAGGUUUUCAUUCAAGUAAUAAGUAGGAAAUUUGUUAUUAAAUUUGAAAUCAUGUAUUUCAAUUCAGACUUUUACUAGAAAUUAGUAAAAUAUAUUCUAAAUUCCUCAAUGUACAUCUUCUGUCUCUUAACACCCUCCAACUAGAGUAUUUUUCUGUGGUUAUCAGAGAAAGUUUUAUCUGAAUUGUGGGGGGAAAUAGCUUUUACAUUAAAGUCUGCUAGCCCCUACUUUAAAAAAUGAGAUUCUUUCUAAUCUUUAUAAAUAUUUUCUAGACAAUCACACAUUUGGGUAUAUUAAGCAGCUGGCAUAACAAACAAAGAGUUCAAACAAAUCUUCAAUAUACUCAAAGUUCUAGUAUGUUAACACUCUUCAGAAGAUUUUUAUAAAUUAAAAAUUGAUCCCCAAAUGUGUUUAGUACUUAAUUCUAUUUGAUAUCUGCUCAAUAAGUCAUAAAAGGUCAGCCUUGGGAAAAUUUAGAGUUUGACAGAGGUUUUCAAAAGCCUUAUGGAGGGGUGGCAUAUAUCUAUGUAGGUGGAAACCUGACAGCAGUCUUAUAAUUAUUAUAUUGCCCAAGGGAUAAAUCUUAUAAACUUGAACUGGCUUUUAAUUUCCAUUAGGUCUUCUUCCCUUUGGAUAUUUUUCAUCAUCUAUCUAGCAACCAUACGAUCAAAGAUCGCUUGAGGUUUGACCCCAGAAUGGGGGUCAGCAAACUAUGACCUGGAAACCAAAUCUGACUGACUCACCACCUGUUUUUGUAAAUAAAGUUUUGUUGUAACAGCCACAUAUGCUCACUUACAUGUUGUCUAUGGCUGAUUUCACACUACAACAGCAAGGUUGAGUAGUUGUGUUAGAGAUUUCACAGCCCACAAAACAUAAAAUACUUACUAUUAGAUACAGCCCUUUAUAGAAAAAGUUUGCUGACACAUGAUAUGUGUUGGAAAUAGCAGGAAAAGGAGCAAAUUUCCUGAGGGUAGGUAGUUACCCUACAUUUCCAUAUGGGCUUGGGAAUGUGAAUAUUUUGCAAGGUAUCGUAAGAGGGAAGUUAUCCUUUAUACUAUAUGCAGAAAGCCUGCCCUACACUAUUUGGGGUUGUGAUCCACCUGUCAGAGAAACAGACUCAGAGGAUUCUUGGGAAUAAAGAGGAUAAAGUAAAGGGAAAAGGAGAGAUGUGAUCCUCCAAAGGUCAUUUCUAAAGACUGUUAAUAGAUGGUGCUUCCUCAGGUCAGCACCAUUGUGUGACAAGAAGGAAAGCAGGGGAGCCUAUGAUUUCAAUUUAGAAUCUAUUUCCUGAAGAGAUUAUUUCUGCUGUCUCCUCAUGUACAGAGGUUUCCACCUCACUUUCCCAUACUCAAGAUGCCUAUUCCAUGGUCCUACUGACAACAAUUUUGACUUAACAUCCCCUUAGUUAUCCACACAUCAGGUGAACUAACUUGUUCCUCCUUCCACACUAGGUAUUGGUGGAAACAAGAAAUAAUUGUAUCGGAAGAAGCAUCUUAAAAUAUGUAAGAACAAAAUAUAAAUUCUUUUUAUAAAGCUAUUACUGGGAGAAAUCAGAUUUAUUCCAGUUUAGUUUUGUUUCCAAGAAUCUGAGUAUUUGUUCUCUGAGUAGAGAGAAUGCAAGGAAAGGACAUACUUUGAAUUGUGACAUCCCUGCUUCUAUACCUUUUGCUAAUACAAAGCUUUGUACUCAAUAUUGUCAAAAUAAUAUCAUUUAUGAAUGACUCUUGUAAGUGUAUGCAUGUUGGGGAGGAUUUUUUUUAAUGCAAACAACCAUUUAAGAGACCCUAAUCAAUGUCACUAAAGGGAACCCCUCAGCCUUUUAUCUGGAUACAGCUGAAAGAGGAUUAAUUUGGCUACACUGCCCUUAACAGGAGCGUCUAGAUAAGAAUAACUUGCUUUAGGCAAAAGGUAGCAUGAUGUUUGGACCAAACAGAUCCUUUCCAGCCCCUGAUACUUAUUUUUCAAAGCUCUGUGAAAAGUGCAAAAAUCUCAUUUCAUCGGAUUGUAAACAAGACCAGUUUACAAUCUUCUUCCCUCUUCCCCUUGCCCCAGGAAAUCUUAGGCGCCAAAAGGAUAAGGAAGCAGUUCCUGGAAUGAUAAUAUUUGCAUGAUACCUCAGUAGCAGAUGGGGGAAAAGUUAUAAUAAAAGAAACACCCUUAGAAAACAGACCUUUUAUCUGAAAGAUAAAAUGUCUUUCUUAUGGUCUUUCAUCACUAUCUCCUUGGUGGAAGGUUCCCCCAGUUCCAACAUAUUUCCAUUCAAAUAGUCAAAGUUCCUGCUUUGGGAUGUCAGAUGCAUCUCUUUCUUUAUGGUAUUUGGAAUUUAAAAUUACACAGUUACCUCUGAAUUUGUCAUGCACAAAGCCAAACCAUUGAUAAGAGAUAAAGCAGUCUGAAGCCUGCGGCUUCAACCGCAGCACACCACACACAUUAGCACUUUCCAAAGCAAUGUGAUUUCUAUGGUUCUUAAAAGCUUGCUUCAUAACGAAGUCCUUGAAGUUUCUCAAGGCAGGUCUGAAUGGCAAAGGGGAAAAUAAUUACUUGUGGGAGAUUCUCCUUUUGGUUAUUGUUAGAGCACAAGUGUAAAAGAAAAUACCCUCCUUGGGACAACCCAGGCUCACAUAUGAUAUUUUUUGGUGUUCUCCCCCACCUUCCUUCUUUAGAUACUGACAGUGUAGGAAAUUAGCAUCUUCCUUUGAGAAAGAGUGAAAAUAUUGCAAGCCCUUGAGGCAACAGGAAAUAUAAUGUUGUAAUAGUAUUAACAACACUAUCAAAUCCAUCAAUAAACCAACAGCAAUACUUGCCACUCCUCAACUUGAGCCCAGCAGGUACUAUUUUCAGCACCCACUUUCAGGUUAACCAUUGUAAUAGAACAAAGGAAGAUUUGCUAUAGACAAGAAGCAUGUUUACUUAGAGCAGCGGUUCUCAACCUGUGGGUCACAACCCCUUUGUAACAAUGAAAAUACAUGGUGGCAUGAGGAAGGUUGAGAACCGCUGACUUAGAAUCUGAAUCCAUCUGUUAUAAUAGGGAGCUAGGGUGGUGUUCCAAAUGCCUCAACAGGCAUGUAGACACCCUCACUUAGUAAGGGAAUGGUGUUUCUUCAUCACUCAACAUGUGGUAAUCUAAGGUCAGCUACAUAAUACAAAUAUGAGGCUUCCUUCUGGGAGAAGAGAAAAAGAAAUAGCUCCUCUAUCUAAAAUCUACCCUGCAUACUUCAUACCUAGAAUUAUCUAGUAGCCCCUAGUUAUACUUUCCUUUUCCUUUCCUUUUCUUUCUUUUUCUUUUUUUUACUUUUUUACUUUUCUUAUACUUUCUUUCUCCUUUUCUUUUUCUUUCUUUUUUUUUUUUUUUAGAUCAAAUAGCUCAAAUUUCAUAAAGUGAGUAACUCCAAACUGGUUUAUUAGAUUAUAUAGGAGCAUCAUACAUAGCAAAGGAUUUGUCUGAGGUCAGGAAGAUGACAGUUAUCAGUAAUGAAGACAAUGUUUCUUUAGUUCUUGAUUCAUCUUACUCAUGGUAUUCUAACAUUUUGGGGGCAAUGGAUUCCUUUGGCAAUCCUAUUAAAUCCAUAAAACUUCUUCACCAACCCCCCCCAAAAAAAACUCAUACAAAAUUUUGCAUAUAAUUUUGUGAUUACUAGGUUUUCUUGGACCCAAAGCCUAUCCUAAAAUAAGGAAAGAAUUGGAUUCUAUUCAAUUAUAAUUAUCAAUUAACAGCCAUUGAGCACUUACUAUGUGCUAGACACUGCCCUAAAUGUGUUACAUACAUUCACUUAUUUCAUUCUCAAAACAAAUCCUCUGAGGAGUAUUCUAUUAUAGUUCCAAUACACAGAUGUAAAAACUGAGAGAUUUAAAGACAUUAAAAAAACUUGCCCUAAGCCCCUAGCUAGGAAAUGGCAGAGCUGGAACUUAGGUCUAACUCCUGACAACAAUGCUAUAAAGGCACAAACAUGUCAAACUGUUGAAAGACAUUCCUUACCAGAUUUUAGACUAGCUCUUCUUCAUGGGGCUACAGAACAUUUAUCUCCCUACCUUUCCUAGUCUCUCACCAUGAUGGCAUAGCUACUAAAGUGCAGGUAUUGAAAGUCUGCCUGAAUAGUAGAAAUUUAGAACCGAAAAAUAAGUUUGUUCUGUGAUUCUUGUCAAGUCAGUAUUAUUUUCCUUACAGGUUGGAAGAUACUUAGGUUGUUAGCCUCAUGUUUAGGAAAACGGUUUAAUACUCAAUGAUCUCUGGGAGCAGCUGAACAAGUCUGUGUUUCUGUCCACAUAUAUUUCCUUGACUUAGUACCUCCCUUCAGAAGACAAAUGUUUUACUUUAGGUGUGGUCUUUGAUACUGAUUAGUCAUUGUUCUUUGCUGCCUUUAAUUGAGGCAAAACUCAAAAAGGGAAUCAGAUAAAGGACUCAAUUAGCAUUAGAGCUUCAAUGUCAGGGCUGAGCUGGCCACUUUGGCUCUGUGAUAGCUUAAGCCCCAAACCUCAUACCUUGCCAGUCAUCAUUAAUGGGCGAAAGCCUUCCCUACAUGCAGAAUUCUUACCAGAGGACUCGGGCUAUUACUACCAACUCAUCUGAGUUGGAAAUGGAACCCAUUUGUCAAUUUUGGUUUAAACAAUGGCAUCCUUUAACCUAGAACCUGCUCACUUUACCCUGAUAUGUUAGCUUUAGCAAUGAGGUUAGUGGUAUUCCAACGAGAAGGGAGAAAAUGAGUGUAUCAGAAGUUCCUUACAACUUUGGAUACUUCCAUCUUCUGAGCAAAGAGAUCAGGGUUUGAUCUGUAAGAGUUAAAAGACAAAGUCAUUUUGAAGAAUUAGCUCAACCAGGGAUCAUCCAAAUAGGUUAUAAACCAGAACGCCCUUGUCAGGUCCUGCUGUCAAACCACCGUCACCCAAAGCUGAGAGGGCCAUAGCAGCAAAGAGACUGGGGUCCAUUUUGUUCUUACGUGACUUUUCCAGAACACAUUUAUGAUCCUUUGGGGGGAUUGUGCAUAGAGUACCUCACUGUACCAAACAGACUCAGUCCUGAGGGGAGUGCCUAUCUGGCUAAACCUCUCCAUAAAAGCUUAGAAAAGGAUGACCCCAUAAAUGUCAAAGCCUCUAUUUUAGGAUAAGUCAGCCAAGAAUUUUCUUUUUAAUGGUUUAGAUGUCCAAAUGGCAAGCCAGGAAUGGGUACCUGUAAAGGAUUUCAUUGAAAUAACCUCACCAGAGCCAGAUAUCUGGCUACCUGGAAGACAGGGAAAAUCCUAGCAAAGUAAAGAGAAGCAUUGGCACAUCUAAAUUUUGACAAAUACAAAACUAAUUUUAUUUUUAUUCAGUGAGGAGGGAAUGAUGUUUUCUGUGUGUUAACCACAGGCCCCUGUCAAGUUUCUCCCUUUUUGAGAUCAUGACAAAGCAGAAACACACUUCUUAAGGGGGUCAUCUUUUAGAAGGAAAAGGCAGAGGAUAUCCAUCAUUAUUCUGGCUAGAUGCACUGUUGGAGAAGCCAGAUUCUAAUGUUCCUAACAGAACAGAUGAGGUCAUAAAGUCUCACUUGCUUGGAGAUUUUGAAAAAGGAACCCCAUCCCAUAAAUCAAUUGAGUUCAGCCUUUGGGUUAUUUUUUGUUUUGGUUUGGUUUUUUCUCCGGGUUUGGUUGAUGUAAGAAGAGCUUUUUAGUUUUGUUUUGAAUAACAUCAAUCCUUGCACACUCUAUGCAAAAAUUUUGUAAGCAUUGCAAUAAUGCUAUGAAUUACAAGGAACUAUUUUAACUUUAUUACACUUUCUGUAUAAAAAAUUUGUAUUUAAUAUUAUUUCAACUGCAGUCUUGUAAAAUAUAUUAAUAAAAAUAAUGAUUGGUAAGAAGGAAA
Molecule: messenger RNA, 9474 nt
Organism: Nycticebus coucang (slow loris)
Lineage: Eukaryota; Metazoa; Chordata; Mammalia; Primates; Lorisidae
Gene: SGCD
Product: sarcoglycan delta
Exons: 8
Coding region: 137-1006 (289 amino acids)
Biological process (GO): cardiac muscle tissue development; heart contraction
Cellular component (GO): sarcoglycan complex; sarcolemma
Source: RefSeq, a predicted model, not a curated record